This is a messenger RNA of Gasterosteus aculeatus aculeatus (three-spined stickleback), 2078 nucleotides long. RefSeq names its product P3 protein. Gene Ontology annotation, cellular component: membrane. Lineage: Eukaryota; Metazoa; Chordata; Actinopteri; Perciformes; Gasterosteidae. Gene Ontology annotation, biological process: bile acid and bile salt transport. The record is from RefSeq and is a predicted model, not a curated record. Gene Ontology annotation, molecular function: bile acid:sodium symporter activity.
AGACGCGGAGCCGGCCGCCGACGUGUUGUACCGGAGACUGUGAUGACGUGUUUGACGUGUUGCCGCUACGCGCCGGCGGUCUGACCGUCCGGGGAGGCCGCUCGCCGGGGGAAGGGAAGUGAAGGAGGAGGGGGGGAGGAAAAGAAGCGCGUCUCUGCGGCGCCCCUCCGCCUCCGCACCGGCAGUAAGAUGAGGACCACAUUUACAUUCUGCUGCCUCGUCUUCCUCGUUACCGGCCGGGCGGACCGGGCGUGGGCCACCGGGAACCUCACCGUCGACGCCGAGCUGACGGCCGCCGCCGGCGGGUACAUCUCCAUCGGGGACGGCUCGUCGCGGGAGUUCGACUUCCCCGAAAACACCAACGGCGUGAUCGUGAUCUCCAGCCGGUACGGGGUCGCCGCGGCCAGCAGGCAGGGCCGCCAGAGGAGCCGGAAGCAGACGGUGUCGGUCCGCUCCCUGGACCCGGAGGUCCUCUCCGUACUCAACGUGACGGACGGCGGCGGCGGCGGCAGCUACGUCAUCAGCAUCCGCUCCGGGUUCCCGGGCCGGGCCCAGCUGCGGAUCCAGCUGCUGGACCUGGACCUGGACUCGGCGCCGGUUGUGAUCGAAGAGCGAACCGACUACGCCAUCCGGGUGGCGCCCGGCGGCGACGAUCCGGCCGCCCGGCUCGUCCAGUCCGGAGGCCUGGCCCACUUCUCCGAGAACCCCGUGCUCUUCGCCCUGCUGCCCCUCAUCUUCGUCAACAAGUGUGCGUUCGGCUGCAAGGUGGAGGUGGAGGUGCUGCGCGGCCUCCUGAAGAGCCCCGUGCCGCUGCUGCUGGGGGUGCUGGGGCAGUUCCUGGUGAUGCCCCUGUACGCCUACUGCGUGUCCCGGCUGGCCUCGCUGCCCAAAGCGCUCUCCCUGGGGCUGGUCAUCGCCUGCUCGGCCCCGGGCGGCGGCGGCGGCUACCUGUACAGCCUGCUGCUCGGCGGCGACGUCACCCUGGCCAUCUCCAUGACGCUGGUCUCCACCGUGGUGGCGGCGGCGGCCAUGCCCCUGUCGUCGGCCCUGUACGGGCGGCUCCUGGGCGUGCACGCCGCCCUGCACGUGCCCUUCGUGAAGAUCCUCGGCACCCUCCUGUUCAUCGCCAUCCCCAUCUCGCUGGGCAUGCUGGUCAAGCUGCGCCUGCCCGCCCUCACGCGCGUCCUGCUGGCCCUCAUCCGGCCCUUCAGCUUCGCGCUCAUCGUGGGCGGCAUCUUCAUGGCCUACCAGAUGGGCGCGUCCAUCCUGGCCAACGUCCGGCCCCAGAUCGUGGUGGCCGGGGUGACGGUGCCUUUGCUGGGGCUGGUGGUCGGCGGCGUCCUGGCCAAGGCGGCGGGCCUGGCCCCGCCGCUGAGGAAGACGGUCAGCAUCGAGGUGGGCGUCCAGAACAGUUUGCUGGCGCUCGCCGUCAUGCAGCUGUCCUUCCGGCGGGCCGAGGCCGACUUUGCGUCCCAGGCGCCCUUCAUCGUGGCGCUCAGCAGCACGUCGGAGAUGCUGCUCGUCGUCCUGGGCUACUACGUCCGGCGGAAGCUGUGCGGGUCCGGCGGCCCCCCGAGCGACGCCUGAUUGUAUCCGUCGUUCUUCGAAGAACUCUUUCCAACCUGUGGACAUUUUGGUGUUCGUCUUCGACCGGGACGGCGAUUGGACUUUUUUUUUUUUUCAUAUUUCUCAUGAAAACCAAAGGCCUUUUUUUCCCUCUCGAGACCCUUGUUUGUUUUACAGUAUGUGUACUUUUUAAACCCAGAUUAUACUGUGAGGUAGUCGGUGUAAAUAUUCCUACCAAAAUGAGACAUACCUAGAAAAGAUAUUUUUCUACCAGAUUACUUUUUGUAAUCAAAACGCAAAUAUUGAUUUGCAUCAUGUUUACAAGAGGUCCAUGUGUCUUAAUGGGGGGUGUUUUAGGGGUUAAGUGAAAUUAUUUGGGAUGUAAUCAAACGGGGACGUGAUGUUCUGAAAGUAUUUGCCACUGAUUGUGUCUCCCGGAUUUGCCAAUCCAUGUACUUGAACAUGAGCGAGGAGAGGUGGAGAAAAGGUAAAUAAAGCGUUGUUGAAGCGGG